Molecule: messenger RNA, 4365 nt
Organism: Tachysurus fulvidraco (yellow catfish)
Lineage: Eukaryota; Metazoa; Chordata; Actinopteri; Siluriformes; Bagridae
Gene: ap3b1a
Product: adaptor related protein complex 3 subunit beta 1a
Exons: 27
Coding region: 388-3669 (1093 amino acids)
Biological process (GO): anterograde synaptic vesicle transport; intracellular protein transport; vesicle-mediated transport
Cellular component (GO): AP-3 adaptor complex; membrane coat
Source: RefSeq, a predicted model, not a curated record
UACUAGUGUAUUUAGAUGCGCAGUGAAAACUAGGAUUUGUGAAGACUGUACUUCAAAAACUCAGUCCUGGUUUGAAGAUAAUCUAUUAUUUAUAUUUAUUGGUAUAUGAACUGAACUAAACGAGGAGUUUUUAUAAUGUAGCGUAAACGACCGGUCAGGUGCCAGCAGCAGAAGCGUCACGAGGCUGUCAUGUGACCUAAACUUCUGCAACUCACACAUCCGGUUGUGUGUAGAAGAAACCACAGAAAACACUCCGAGAAAGGGAUUUUAAAAAAAAAAAAUCCUAUCUUUUAAACCGGCUUUAAAAAGAAAUAUAACCAAAUUAAAAAAGUUACUAUUUUUUUUCUUUCUUUCAAACUUUCAAACUGCGUAUAGCUUCAAAGCUAAAUGCUAGGAAUGUCGGCCAACAGUUUGUCGUACAAUGACCAAGGAGGAACGGAGACAGGCGUAGAAGUUGGUCAGGAAACCACUCCGACCAGCAGCUUUGGUCUCUUCACCAGCGACUUUAAAAAGAAUGAGGACCUAAAGGAGAUGCUGGAGAGCAGCAAGGAGUCUCACAAACUGGAGGCCAUGAAGAGGGUGGUGGGGCUAAUAGCAAAGGGGAAAAAUGCAUCAGAACUGUUCCCUGCUGUAGUGAAAAAUGUUGCAAGCAAGAACCUUGAGCUGAAAAAGCUGGUUUACGUGUACUUGGUCAGGUAUGCAGAGGAACAGCAGGAUCUUGCCCUCCUAUCCAUCAGCACCUUCCAGCGUGCUCUCAAGGAUCCAAACCAGUUGAUUAGGGCCAGUGCCCUACGGGUUCUCUCCAGUAUUCGUGUGCCAAUCAUUGUGCCCAUUAUGAUGUUGGCCAUCAAAGAGGCUGCCUCUGACCUUUCACCUUAUGUCAGGAAAACAGCUGCUCAUGCCAUACAGAAGCUGUACAGUCUGGAUCCUGACCAGAAGGAGCACCUGAUUGAAGUGAUUGAGAAACUACUAAAAGACAAAAGCACGCUGGUAGCAGGGAACGUGGUGAUGGCAUUUGAAGAAGUGUGUCCAGAGCGGAUUGAUCUGAUCCAUAAGAAUUACCGGAAGCUGUGCAACCUUCUGAUUGAUGUGGAGGAAUGGGGACAGGUGGUGAUCAUCAACAUGCUCACGCGCUACGCCCGCACCCAGUUCAUCAGCCCAUGGACAGAGGACUGUGGUUUUGAUGAAAACUGUGAAAAGGCAUUCUAUGAUUCGGAUGAAGAGAAGAGAGAUGGUGUGACGCAGAGAAAGUCAUACGUGAUGGAUCCAGAUCACAGAUUACUGUUACGCAAUAUCAAACCUUUACUGCAGAGCAGAAAUACUGCUGUGGUAAUGGCUGUGGCACAGCUGUACUGGCACGUGGCCCCUAAACAUGAACUAAACAUCAUCAGCAAAUCUCUGGUACGAUUACUGAGGAGCCACAGGGAGGUUCAGUAUAUAGUGCUGCAAAAUAUUGCCACUAUGUCCAUCCAGAAAAAGGGCAUGUUUGAGGUAUUCUUGAAGAGUUUUUACGUAAGAUCAACAGAUCCUACACACAUCAAAACACUGAAGCUGGAAAUACUAACUAAUUUAGCCAAUGAAGCCAACAUCUCCACCAUACUCCGUGAGCUGCAGACGUAUGUUAAGAGCCAGGACAAAGAGUUUGCAGCAUCUACUAUCCAGGCAAUUGGAAGGUGUGCGACCAACAUCUCUGAGAUCACAGAUACAUGUCUCAAUGGUCUCGUGCUAUUGCUUUCUAGCCAAAAUGAAACAGUCGUAGCAGAGAGUGUGGUGGUCAUUAAGAAGCUGCUCCAGACGCAGCCCUUACAGCACAGCGACAUCAUCAAACACAUGGCUAAGCUGUUUGACAGCAUUACGGUGCCUAUGGCAAGGGCAAGUAUUCUGUGGCUCACUGGUGAAUAUUGUGAGCAUGUGCCAAAAAUCUCUCCUGACCUUCUAAGAAAAGUGGCCAAGACCUUCACUAGUGAAGAGGACAUUGUUAAAAUGCAAGCAGUUAACCUUGCAGCCAAACUAUACCUCACCAACUCCAAACAGACUAAGCUGUUGGUACAGUACAUUCUAAACCUGGGAAAGUAUGAUCAGAACUACGACAUCAGAGAUCGUACACGUUUUAUUCGGCAGCUUAUAGUUCCCAAUGAGAAAAGUGGUGCUUUGAGCAAAUAUGCACGGCGAAUUCUGCUGGCACCUAAACCUGCCCCUGUGCUGCAGUCUGCCUUUAAAGAUCGGGAUCGUUUUCAACUCGGCACACUGUCCCACACUCUGAACUCUAAAGCCACAGGCUAUCUGGAGCUAUCUGAUUGGCCAGCUGUUGCUCCAGACCAGUCUGUCAGAAAUGUGGAGGUGGUGGAAGCGGUGAAUGAAUGGGCUCCAUCUGUCAGCAAAGCCAAACCUGCUACAUCAGAUGGCCAGUUCUACUCAGACUCUGGAGAGGAAGAUAAGGAUGAGGAGGAAGGUUCAGAUAGCAGCAGUGAGGACAGCAGUAGCAGCAGUGAAGAGUCAAGCAGCAGCACAGAGAGUGAGGAGAAUUCUGAAAGCAGCAGUGAAUCUGAAGAAAGCUCCAGCGAGUCAGAGAAGAACAGCAACUUGGGUUCUGACAAGAAAAAAAGGAAAACUCAGAAAAACAAAGAACUUCAGCAGAGCACAAAACCCAGUAAAGACAGUGACUCAGAUCAAAACAACAAGCAUUUGGAUAAAGCUAGUGUGGGAAGCGAGCCAAGCAGUUCGGAGGACACUUUAUCUAGCUCAGAGUCUGACUCUGAUUCCGACUCCCCAACUAAUCAGAAAUCAAAAAGCAAAUCCAAACCAGCCAAGAAGUUGGAAGAGCAACCUAAGAAAGCAAAAGAGGUUUCUCUCUUGGAUCUGGAUGACUUUUCAACUACUGUAGUUACCACACCCAAAAGCUCCAUCCUCUCCCCACAUCUUUUGUCUGACCUUCAAGGACUUUCACUAUCUGCCUCUUCCACCCCAGCCAUACAGAUGACCAGUCCCAUGUUUGUUCCAGUUCGUUCACACGAGCUUCUCCACAGCAUGACUGGAAAAGGCCUCGCUGCUCACUACCACUUUCCACGUCAACCGUGUAUCUACGGCAACCACAUGGUUUCUCUCCAACUGACACUUAGCAACCACAGUGAUCAUGUACUUCACAACAUCCAUAUCAUGGAGACAGCGUCCACUAGUCAGAAAAUCCACUGUUUCAGCCCGAUUGAGAUUUUGGAGCUGGAGGCAUCGGUAACAGUUUCACUUGGAAUGGAUUUUAAUGACUCAACACAGGCAGCCAGUUUUCAGUUGUGUACUAAAGAAGAUCGCUUCAGUGUGUCUAUCCAGCCAGCAGUGGGAGAACUGCUACUCCCCGUCACCAUGUCUGAACAGGACUUUAACCGAGAGCAAGGAAAGCUGCAGGGAAUGAAUGAAUGCUCAGCCUCGGUCGUCAUGUCCUCCAAAAACACCUUGGUCAGUGACAAGGUCAUGAAUGUGGCCAACAUGGGUGUGGUGCCGUCUGGAGAAAAUAACAUGCACAGGUUUGCAGCCAAGCUGGUGAGCUCUGGCACCCUGGUGUUGGUGUGUGUGGUACAGAAAGAUGUCAGUGCUCAACUAACUGUCAACACAGAAAAGACGGUCAUCGGCUCCAUGCUACUCCAUGAGCUUCAGAUAGCUCUUGGUGCUGCAUAGAAUACAACUUGUACCCACAACACACACACACACACACACACACACACACACACACACACACUUAACCUAGAAUAUACAGGAUGAAUGAGCGAGUGACCAGCAAAAAACAGACGGACACAUUUUUUUUUCUGUUCUAAUGUAUGUAAAGGCUAAAAUCACCUUUCCUUUAGUUUUGCAAAAAAUUAUAUUUCGAUCAGAAAUUUAAGCAUUUCUUAUUUACUUUUUGUCGUAUACCAUUCCCUAUGUGAACAACCACCUUCUUAUAUAUACAGUAGUUCAACCGCAUCCCAAUUCCUGAUUCAUGUACUUGUAUGAUCAAUUAAAAAAUUGUAACGGUUACAUGGAGGGUUUUUUUUUUUUUUUUAUCGCAGGUUUUGAUUCUCAAUAGCUAAUUGUACCAUGGAUAACAAAAAGAAACUGCUUUAAUUUCAUUGUCUUUGUUUAAUUUAUCAUUGUGCAUAAAAGGAGUUGAAGAAAUGCUUCAGUUACUUACACAAAUACUUCACUUUUUCAUUGAUACUUUUACAAUUUUUUAUCUUAUGCAGGUUUAUAUUUUACAAUUCCAUUAAAUAAUUUGAUAAAUCAGCAGUUUUUCUGCAAAACUUUCUUAAAUCAAAGGAAUUUGUAAGAAAGGCCCUAAUCUGUAUAGUUAUUAUUUAAAUAAAAUGUGACCAUGUUUUCAGAGGGACAAAUAUA